Messenger RNA from Symbiodinium natans, 741 nucleotides. Lineage: Eukaryota; Dinophyceae; Suessiales; Symbiodiniaceae. The record is from the annotation of a GenBank genome assembly.
AUGGCGUCGCGUCGGCCGCUGGCCCCUUGCUACCUGGGACCUCCAAAGGAAGUGGACGCUGUCGCAGAGGGCUAUGCUCGUGUCUACCACAACAGGAGACGAACUGCAUGGACAGACUAUAAGAUUGCAGCGACUGGCGAAGACAACCUAAGCUUGUCUCGGCAGUCCACUGCGGACACAGAUAUAGGUAUGUAUGAUUCCAAACAGCAGCCUGACGGGAGUUUCAGCAUGAGUCCAUCCACACGACAGCUGCUCACUCAGUUGGAUUCAGAGAAGUGCAUUGGCUGCUGUAUGCAGCGGAACAAGAUCCUCGAGGAAGCUCUCACAUACUGCAGAAUUCCUGGCUACAUUCAACCAUGUGCAGAUGACGGUUGGUCUCCGCUGCUGAUUGCGACGCAGCGGCGAAACUACAGUGCCAUCAAGACUCUUCUUGCACACGGUGCAGAGGUUGAUUGUAGGGAGCCUCAAAGUGGAUGGACGCCUUUGAUGUUCGCAGCCUCCAUUGGUGAUUGCAACAUCGUGAAGUUGUUGCUGGAGUAUAAUGCUUCCAUCAACGACUUUGCCAGCCCUCAUGACUGGAAUCCGUUGUGCUGCGCGCUUCAAGCCAACAACAAAGAGGUGGCUCGUGUACUCCUCGAUGCGGGUGCUGACGUCAGCCUGAUCAAGCGUAGGCAUCCAGCGCUCGCGGAGAUGUACGAGUGCGAGCUCGAAGAGAUGUCUGCAGCUCCCACGCACCGCUAG